ACCUGGUCUGUGAGCUGCUCAGCAGCAGCUUUAUCGCCCCCAUGGUGGCCAUCAUCCUGCUGCUCUGCUGUGAUUUCUGGACCGUCAAGAACAUCACUGGUCGUCUGAUGGUGGGACUGCGAUGGUGGAAUCAGGUGGAUGAUGAUGGGAAAAGCCACUGGGUGUUUGAGUCCAGAAAGUUUCCUUCCCACCAGGGCUCUGGGAAACAGGCCUCUGACUCAGAGUCUCGGAUCUUCUGGCUUGGCCUGCUCAUAUGCCCCAUCGUCUGGGUCAUCUUUGCCUUCAGCUCCCUUGUCUCUUUCAAGAUUAAAUGUCUGGUAGGAUUUUAUUUCUUGACAUGUUUUAAUUAUUGAUGCCAUAACACACACUGUGUAUUAUCACAGUGGCAAAUUGUUACUGAUGCCACUGUAGAAAACUGCAUACGUAUAUACAAUUGGUAACUAAUUGGUCACAUGACUCACUGAUGAGCAGGUGAUACAGAAAAUAGCGAGAAAAACCAAAGCAGGAAGUUACUAAACAUAAGGUACAU
This is a messenger RNA of Clupea harengus (Atlantic herring), 529 nucleotides long. RefSeq names its product Golgi apparatus membrane protein TVP23 homolog B-like. Lineage: Eukaryota; Metazoa; Chordata; Actinopteri; Clupeiformes; Clupeidae. The record is from RefSeq and is a predicted model, not a curated record. The transcript is spliced from 3 exons. The coding region runs from base 42 to 353 and encodes 103 amino acids.